Messenger RNA from Drosophila novamexicana, 1940 nucleotides. RefSeq lists its product as uncharacterized. Lineage: Eukaryota; Metazoa; Arthropoda; Insecta; Diptera; Drosophilidae. The transcript is spliced from 8 exons. Gene Ontology annotation, molecular function: protein binding. The record is from RefSeq and is a predicted model, not a curated record. Bases 110 to 1864 code for a protein of 584 amino acids.
AAACAGAGGGAAACAGUUCACAAAAACACAAAAUAUUACAUUUUUAUACAUUAUUUCGCUGCUUUAUACUUUUAUAAGGUCUCAGUACAUCUAAGAUUCACUUGCAAUAAUGACUUCGAUUGUGGGUUAUGUGCCGCCCGCGACUCUGGAGGGCGUAGUCGCCAUUUGGAAUAAAUUUGACUGGAGUCCGGAAAUAGAACAUGAUAUCUAUAGAGACUGGGGCACAUACUAUUUCAAUCGUCGCAGAGAGAACUUCGCCUUAUACUAUUAUACCAAGGCAUUGGAUAUUGAUAGAUCCGAUUAUCUAACACUCUAUCGACGCAGUCAGGUGCAGCGCAAGGCGGCACGCAUUGAACAGGCACUGAAUGAUGCCCGAGCUGCUGCAAAGAUUGGCUCGGCGCAGCGCGGUCCAAUUUGUCCCAUCAAUUUGCAAAUAUGCGAUGCGCUCUUUGAACUCAACCAGUUCGAGACCAGCGCCUGUGAACUGCACGACAAUAUUCGAAGUUUUAUGGGUGUCAAGUCCAGAAACUUUUCCAAGCGACUCAUGGUGGUGAAUGAUGUCAUCAAAGAUGUUACUGACAAAUCAAUGUCGCUGUUCUUUUUAAAAAAUCUCAAACUAAUACAACGCGUCAGCGAGAUCAACAAAGCGAAGGGUUUUGUAGACACGCGUCCCUUGUGGAAGAUAUUGAGGGAUCAGGAGAAAUGCGAUGUGCUAAGCAUACCCGAAACGGUGGAAGAGGUCCUGUCGCCACUGGAAAUAGCUCGCAGAGCUCGUGCUUUUAAUGUUAUACACCAAAACUAUCUGAAUGAUUCUUGGUAUGAUGUGCUAUUCAUGAAGAAUCUACGCAAGAACCCCAGUUUGCUGCUGGAUCAAUGCAAGCGUUCAAAAAGCUUUUUGCAAACGCUCGCCUUUAAACAGUACGAGAUUAUUAGACAGUUUAUUAAAAUGUUACAAAGUCGCAGUCCCCAGUAUUAUGUUAGCUACCUAAAGUAUCCCAACAAGAAAAUGCUGGAGAAAAAUCGAGAAGCAUAUCUAUUCCGCAUACAAUACCAGACACAUCGCAAUAUGAUUGCAGAUCUGAGACAUAUACGAAAGCUGCGAAAGGCCAAGGAUGUCAAGAGCCUCUCCGCGUAUGUCGAGAAAGUGAUGGGAGAUUAUUAUGUGACCAAAACGAAUCGUGUCAUGUGCUGGAAAUUUGAGUUCACAAAUGAGGUAUACAAUACCUUGGCCCUGGCUCUUUGCGAACAGUAUUCCAUCCCGAAGCGCUUUAAAAUGUCAUCAAGGCCCAUUUUUCAGCUGUUGAUGUUGCCAUUGGAUAAGAUAAAAGAUAUUGCACCCUUUGUAUUCGGCGAUCGUUCAACUUACCAAGAAGGCGAUGACGAUACCGAAGGAAGGAAAUUCCGGAGAAUGGUUUCCCGCCUGGAGAAACGCAUAAGAUUUGCAAAGUUCUCAAUCGAGAAGUGUUAUCUACUCCAUCAAAUAGCCGCCGCCCAUUUGGCCCAGCUGCAUUACGAUGAAUGCUGUUUUAAUGCGCGCAAAGCUAUGAAAGAAAGUCAGAACUGCAACAGCGCAAUAUGGAAGUUUCUCGGGAUAAUACAAAUAAUCAAGGCAAACACUAUGCAGCAUAAGGUGGAGCGCACCAAAGAGGCUUUGGAGGAGGCAGUGCCAAUUGUCAAACAGCUCGAUUCCCCAAAUCUUAUCAAGUUUAUAAAUACCUGUCUAUCUUCUGCAGAGGACGAGUAUUCCAGAAAAAUCAGCUCAAUAGCUAGUCAACGGGCCAGCAAGGCUUCGACGACGUAUUCGGCACAGGGUGUUGACUCUGGACUAAAUGAAAGUACGCAUGUUUUGGAUACGCUUCAAUAGAAGAUGUACUCACGACUUAAUUGAAAUGUGAAUGUGUAAAAAAAAGAUUAAAUAAACUUUUGCCCAUAACAAAAAU